Messenger RNA from Balaenoptera ricei (Rice's whale), 2134 nucleotides. It is a transcript of the gene TRMT9B, whose product is annotated as tRNA methyltransferase 9B (putative). Lineage: Eukaryota; Metazoa; Chordata; Mammalia; Artiodactyla; Balaenopteridae. Gene Ontology annotation, cellular component: nucleus; cytoplasm. The transcript has 6 exons. Gene Ontology annotation, molecular function: tRNA binding; S-adenosylmethionine-dependent methyltransferase activity. The coding region runs from base 538 to 1899 and encodes 453 amino acids. Gene Ontology annotation, biological process: tRNA wobble uridine modification. The record is from RefSeq and is a predicted model, not a curated record.
CAGUUCGUGGCACUGAGGUGCACACACAAAGGAUGUGAAGACCGAGGAAAAUGGUUGAGAACUAUGAUCAAGAUUAAAGUCAGAUGCUCGAAGCUUCUGGGGGAUGUGUCGGAGGAGCACAGAGCUGACCCAGCAAGUGAAGAUGAACCGUGUAAAUUGUUCGUGAAGGAAAGCCCUCUGCCUGGCUGAGCCCAGCAGCUGUCACUUGCAAUGGCCCUGUAUUCCCUUCAAAGGCUCAUACAGAGUGGUUCAUUGUGUGAAGGGCCUCGCUAUUUGAUUCCACUCCUACUACUUUGCAUUUACAUUACACAUUGAGAAAAUUAUGAACAACAACUAUCACUUCUGAGGGUGGAAACUGCCAUGAAUCACAAAGACAAGAAGUAAUUUUCUGUAAUCACAAGAUGACUCAGUUUCCCAGGGGAGAGAAAAUGAUUGUCCUAGAUUAGGUCAUGUGUCCACCCCUGUCCUACGUGACUGGCAGGCUCCAGCAUCACUCGAAGUCCAAAGAGAGGUGCAGUUCCUCAAAGGAAGAGUGGGAUGGAUCAUGCAGCUGCCCAGCUGGAGAAGCAGCACGUGCACGAUGUGUAUGAGAGCACCGCUCCUUACUUCAGCGACUUGCAGAGCAAAGCCUGGCCUCGUGUCCGCCAGUUCCUCCAGGACCAGAAGCCUGGCAGCCUCAUCGCUGACAUAGGUUGUGGAACUGGAAAGUAUCUUAAAGUGAACAGCCAGGUACAUACCCUGGGCUGUGACUACUGUGCGCCAUUGGUAGAGAUUGCCCGGCGUAGAGGAUGUGAAGUCAUGGUAUGUGACAACCUUAAUCUCCCCUUUAGGGAUCAGGGCUUCGACGCCAUCAUCUCCAUAGGAGUCAUACAUCAUUUUUCUACAAAACAAAGAAGAAUCAGAGCAAUAAAGGAAAUGGCCAGGGUCUUAGUUCCUGGAGGCCAGCUGAUGAUUUAUGUUUGGGCCAUGGAACAAAAGAACCGGCACUUUGAGAAGCAAGACGUGCUUGUUCCAUGGAACAAAGCCUUGUGCUCCCAGCCCCUCUCGGAAUCCAGCCAGCCUGGGAGAAAGAAGCAGUGUGGGCAUCCAGAAAGAAGCCAUCCCUACCACCCUCCCUGCUCUGUGUGCCGCUGUUCCGUUUGUUUCAAGGGGCGCUGGGAUUCGAGGCGGUCCCAUAGCGUGGAUUGUGACUCUGCUCUGGCUGGCACCUGCUGUGCAAAUAUUUCCAAGGAAGGCGAGGAAGAAAAUGGAUUCUAUAACACGCUGGGGAAGUCUUUUCGUUCCUGGUUUUCCUCUAGAUCUUUGGAUGAAUCAACUCUGAGGAAGCAAAUUGAAAAAAUGAGACCCUUGAAAAACACAGAAAGUUGGGCCAAUAGCACGAUAUCCACCCAGCCUUCAAGACACUCAAGUUUCGACUUAGAUCAUCCAGAGCCAUUUUCAACAGGAGAGCAAAAUUUAGAUGAGGAAGUGUUUGUGGAGACUUCUCAAAAACACCUGGAAUGGCUGAGAGCGCCCGCCACACACAAACACCUAAAUGGAGACCAUCCAAGAGGCGUGAGGAGAAAUGGAGAUGGGAAUUUUCUGGGUAGCACCAAUACCAAGGAGAAUUGUAUGGAUGCAGGUAACUUAGAAGAGGGUACCCCUUCUGCUAGUAAAAUAUGGAGGAGGAUUUCUGCAGCUGAUUCCAAAGAUUCUAACCCAGGUGACACCAUUUCUGUCGAAGAACAACAGUCCGACAUUUUGGAUUCUGGUGCCUUUAUGCGCUAUUACCACGUGUUUCGAGAAGGCGAGCUCUAUGGCCUGCUGAAGGAGAGUGUGUCGGAGCUCCAUAUUCUGAGCUCUGGGAAUGAUCAUGGCAACUGGUGUAUCAUUGCAGAGAAGAAGGAAAGUUGUGAUUGACCGGAUCAUUUCAGACAUCUCCUCCAAAAGAUGAACCCCAUUCUUCUCACUGGGUUUGUGAUAUGGUUCCCUGAAGGGGCAUCCAAUUUCGUCAUUUGGUCUGUAUUUAAUCCAUUUAUAUUUUGGUCUAUAGAGACUAUGAAUUCAUCAUCUUUUUAGUCUAUAGACAAGCACAGUGCUUGGCAUCUGAAGCAUCUGACAAAGAGUAUUUGUGGUUAAAUGUUAAUAUAAGAGA